This is a messenger RNA of Acomys russatus (golden spiny mouse), 2639 nucleotides long. It is a transcript of the gene Epb41l5, whose product is annotated as erythrocyte membrane protein band 4.1 like 5. Gene Ontology annotation, cellular component: cytoskeleton. Bases 221 to 2416 code for a protein of 731 amino acids. The transcript has 25 exons. The record is from RefSeq and is a predicted model, not a curated record. Gene Ontology annotation, molecular function: cytoskeletal protein binding. NCBI's taxonomy places the organism in Eukaryota, Metazoa, Chordata, Mammalia, Rodentia, Muridae.
CGGGCGAUACCGCGCAGUGGCCGCCGAGAGCCGAGCGCGUUGCUGGGGUCCCGCGCGUCGUGGGAGAAACUCAGGUCACGCCUGACCUCCGUGUAGCCGAGGGGUUAGGGCGAGGUCUCCUCCCGUGUCAGCCCGUCAGGACCGUGGGCAGACGGGCACCGGGCAGGACCGGCGAGCGAGCUCGCGACCCGGUGAAACUUGGGAAUCCUGUGAGGCAGAAAUGCUGAGCUUCCUGCGAAGAACACUUGGUCGCCGGUCUAUGCGCAAACAUGCUGAAAAGGAGCGACUGCGAGAGGCACAGCGCGCUGCCACACACAUUCCUGCAGCUGGAGAUGCCAAGUCCAUUAUCACGUGCAGGGUGUCCCUUCUGGACGGUACAGAUGUUAGUGUGGACCUUCCGAAAAAAGCCAAAGGACAAGAGCUGUUUGAUCAAAUUAUGUAUCACCUGGACUUGAUUGAAAGUGACUAUUUCGGUUUGAGAUUCAUGGAUUCAGCCCAAGUAGCACAUUGGUUGGAUGGUACAAAAAGCAUCAAAAAGCAAGUAAAAAUUGGUUCACCCUAUUGUCUUCAUCUUCGGGUUAAGUUUUAUUCCUCGGAACCAAACAAUCUUCGUGAGGAGCUAACCCGGUAUUUAUUUGUUCUUCAGUUAAAACAAGAUAUUCUCAGUGGAAAAUUGGAGUGUCCCUUUGAUACAGCAGUUCAGUUGGCAGCUUAUAAUCUACAAGCUGAACUUGGCGACUAUGAUCUUGCUGAACAUAGUCCUGAGCUUGUGUCUGAGUUCAGGUUUGUGCCCAUUCAGACUGAAGAGAUGGAACUGGCUAUUUUUGAGAAAUGGAAGGAAUACAGAGGUCAGACACCAGCACAAGCUGAAACCAAUUAUCUGAAUAAAGCCAAAUGGCUAGAAAUGUAUGGUGUUGAUAUGCAUGUGGUCAAGGCUAGAGAUGGCAAUGACUAUAGUUUGGGGCUAACUCCAACAGGGGUCCUUGUUUUUGAAGGAGAGACCAAAAUCGGCUUGUUUUUCUGGCCCAAGAUAACCAGAUUGGAUUUUAAGAAGAACAAAUUAACUCUAGUGGUUGUGGAAGAUGAUGAUCAGGGCAAAGAGCAAGAGCAUACCUUUGUCUUUAGGCUCGAUCAUCCUAAAGCCUGCAAACACUUGUGGAAAUGUGCUGUGGAGCACCAUGCCUUCUUCCGCCUCCGAGGGCCUGUCCAAAAGAGCUCUCACCGAUCAGGGUUCAUUCGGCUAGGAUCACGGUUUAGAUACAGUGGAAAAACAGAGUAUCAGACCACAAAAACUAAUAAAGCAAGAAGAUCGACCUCCUUUGAAAGAAGGCCCAGCAAGCGGUACUCCCGGCGGACCCUACAAGUGAGAGCAAGCACAACAAAACCUGAAGAUCUUGGAGUUCAUAAUGCUUCAGCCCAGAACAAUGACUCCCAACAGGCUUGGGGAGUGAGGUCUCCUGUGCCCGUGGCUCCUUCCUCAGGCUCUGGUCCCGUGCUGGUGGAGAUAGAGAAUCUUCCACAGAACUCUGCAGCAGACCAACACGACAGGAAAUGCUUGCCUCUGAAUGUUGAUUUACUAAAUAGCCCAGACCUACUGCAAACAACCAUUGGUGACGUAACAAGAACAUCAGAUACUUCAGAAACAUCCCCAGCACCAGGUGACAUUAACGUAGCCACCAGGUCAAGUGAAUUAGAGGAGCCCAAAGUCGAAUGUGAGACAUUUAAAGAUGACACAGAGAAGCUCAAACAGCUUGAAAUGGAGCAGAAUAUCUCGCCAUCUCCUCGCCCUACCAUUGACAUUAAUGUCAACAGCCGGGAGGAAGUGGUAAAGUUGACUGAGAAGUGUCUUAAUAAUGCCAUUGAGAGCCCAGGAUUGAAUGCAGUGAGGGUUCCUCCUGACUUCAAGAGUAAUAUUUUGAAGGCUCAGGUAGAAGCCGUGCAUAAGGUUACAAGAGAAGAGAGUUUAUUAACUCAUAAAAACACCAGUGUUCAGGAUGCUACCACAAACAGUACUGUAUUAAAUGAAAAUAACACGCCCCUCUGCAAAGAUUCCCUCACCCCGGUGCAUGCCACAGCUGCAGACAGUGGAUCUGUACUAAAGGAUGCUACAGAUGAACUGGAUGCCUUACUUCUUUCUCUAACUGAGAAUCUGAUGGACCACACAGCCACACCCCAGGUGUCUUCAUCAUCCAUGAUCACGCCCCGGUGGAUUAUUCCACACACUGCUGCCAUCUCCAACGGGCUCGCAGGAUGUGGAACACCUUUGGCAGGGACAGAUGGAUGUGGUAAUAAAGAUGGAUUCUCCCUGAUUUCCGCCCCAGCACCGUUCUUGGUAGAUGCUGUGACCAGCUCUGUCCCUCCUUUGGCUGAAGACACAGCCUUGAAGCAGAAGUGCUUGCUGACUACUGAGCUCUGAGGACCACUGCUCCUGGCCUGUAACUGGAAAGCGCCAUGCUCUCCCCAGUCAGCCCUGGAUCCAGCUGACUGUGCCCUUUUCUUGGGUAAAACCUUCUACCUGGAUUUGACUUUAACUCCAUAAAGGAGAUAGCUACAUUUUCCGUCCGACUGGAAGACUACCCCACAUAACUGCUUAGCUGAAGACACCUCCUCCUCUUCCUGUAAUUUUAUUUACAUUGCCA